UACUACAGGGAUCAAAGCUCAACCAGUCCAUACACAGUUUAUCUGCUGGGGGAGAAGCAGGUUCAUUCCUGCAGACUGACUGUGUGGAUAUAAGAACAUGAGGAAUAUAAAGACAUAUUAUACUGCUAUACAGAGUUUUCUGCAGGUAUCCAGAUGCCAUCGUGUUCAUUCCUCACCAGCAUGGAAGCUGUUCUCCACUUGUACAUCUGCACCAAAAGUCUGUAUUGUUGGAGGAGGACCAGCAGGAUUUUACACAGCACAACAUCUGCUAAGGGCCCGGAGUGACGUGGUAGUGGAUAUCUUUGAGCGCCUGCCUGUCCCAUUUGGCCUGGUUCGAUUUGGAGUUGCACCGGAUCAUCCAGAGGUUAAGAAUGUCAUUAACACAUUUACACAGACAGCCCAGCAUGAACGUUGCUUUUUUCAUGGUAACGUGAAUGUGGGUGUGGAUGUCAGUGUGGAGGAGCUGAAGAAAGCCUACCAUGCUGUUGUGCUUUGUUAUGGGGCAGAAGGAAAUCGUUCUCUGGGAAUUGCAGGGGAGAACUUGGCUGGCGUGCUCUCAGCCAGAGACUUUGUUGGGUGGUACAAUGGGCUCCCCAGCAUGAAAGAGCUGGAUCCUGAUCUGAGCUGUGAGACGGUGGUGAUUUUGGGCCAAGGCAAUGUGGCUCUGGAUAUAGCCAGAAUCCUUCUAACUCCACUAAAUCUGCUUACGAAGACUGAUAUUACCCAGCAUGCGCUGGAAGCUCUUGCAGCCAGUCGAGUACGCAGGGUUCUGAUUGUGGGACGAAGAGGACCUUUACAAAUCGCAUGCACCAUUAAGGAAGUUAGGGAAAUGAUCAACCUACCUUGUACAACAGCUGACCUGUUCCCCACUGACUUUGAGGGCAUCGCCGAGACUCUGAAAGACCUUCCCAGGCCCAGGAAGAGACUCACAGAGCUUAUGAUGAAGGCACUAAAGAAAGAAGACGUUGGUCAAGAAGUGAGUAAGCGAUGGGCAUUCCGUUUUCUGCGCAGUCCUUUAGAAGUGAUUCCUGAUCAAGAUGGAAAAAGAGCUGCAGGAAUUCGUUUAGCUGUUAAUAAGAUUGAGGGUUCAGGAGAAGAGGCUGGAGCACUGCCCACAGGCCAGAUGGAGGAUCUAGAGUGUGGGAUGGUCAUCAGCAGCAUCGGCUAUAAGAGUCUGUCUGUUGACCCUUCAGUGCCUUUUGAUGCCUGCACCGCCACUGUGCCCAACGACACGGGAAGAGUAGAGCACACGGCUGGGCUGUACUGCAGUGGCUGGGUAAAACGUGGACCAACCGGUGUGAUCGCCACUACUAUGAACGACAGUUUUGAAACGGCACGGAUACUACUGAAGGACAUCGACUCAGGAACGCUGAACCUCUCCAUCAACAAGGCUGGUUCCUCAGAGAUCACUGCAUUACUAAAGACACGAGGAGUGAGAUCUGUAUCUUUUUCGGAAUGGGAGAAAAUCAACACGGAGGAGGUGCGGCAUGGAGAAGCUGUGGGGAAGCCCAGAGAGAAAAUCCUUGAUGUGAAAGAGAUGCUGGAGGUUGCCUGGUCCUGAGCCUGACAUCAUCGAAUCAAAUCCUACCUUGUGACUGAAUUGAUUUGGAUAGUUUACAUGUUUUACAUGUUUUACAUUUAUAACAACUGAAGUUGCAGUAUCUGGGACUCAUGUAUAGCUUGCCAGAAGUAUGUGGACACCCGUACUAUAUAUUAAUUUAAAGUGUUCUAGCCACACUUACUGCUGACAGGUGUACAAAAUCAAUUACAUAGUAAACAACUUACAUAUUUAUAGAAGACCACAGAUGACUUAGUGAUUGGGCCAGUCAUGAUGCUGCCAAAGUUUACUACAUUGUAUAAGCCAUUCCACAAUAAAACUGGAUCAAUAAUCAGAAAGUGAUCAAAAGUGUCCACUGAUAAAAUACUAAAACAGGAUUUAUGCCCAUUGUAAGUCUGUAACUGCACUUACAACCAGCGGUAACAGGGUAUAUGUUAGCUUUGGGUGUGUCAAAUGGGCUCAAAGCAUGGCCUCAAAGACUACAGACAUUGAGUUUUUCUCCCUGAAUCUUUCCAUAUAAUCUUGUACUUUAGUAAGUGAAAUAUCAAAACGUUUUUGCAAUUGCUUAUUAAGGAGAGUUGUUCUUAAAGUAUUGGGAGUAUUUGGUGACUCACAAGUGCUAUACCUUUACAUUUUUGACAUUUAGCAGGCGCUUUUAUUCGAAGCGACUUACAGUGACGGUCUGUUUUGUCUAAGCAAUUGAAGGUUAGGGGCCUUGCUCAGGGCCCAACAGUGGUAAGCUACCAGUGACCUUUUGAUUACUAGUCCAGUACCUUAACCACUAGGCUAUAACUGCCUAUGAGACAAAAGUUGCACUGUGAGUGCAGUGUUCUUUUAAAUGGUUAUCCUACAGUGUUAUUAAAUGGGCUUUACAGUGUUAUUAAAUGGGCUUUCUUUCAGCUAUAACAGCCACUCUUCUGAGAAGGCUUCUUACAAGACAAGACAAGUAUGUGUGUGAUUUGUGAUCAUUCAGUUAAAAGAGCGUUUGUAUGGCAGGACUUUGAUGUUGGUUAAUGUGUUUAUAUUUUAAUAAAUAAUUACUAUCCAUUCCAAUGUACAUUCAUUUAGUGGCCAGUGUUGUGGGUCAAUGUUUUGGGUCAUUCGCAGGUUGAAAGGUGCUUUAGGGGAGGUUUUCUCCAAGCAUGUUACUGUCAAUGGCUGCAUAGCAUUUGUCCCUUUUAAUGAAAAACUCCCACAUGGCAUGCUACCACCACCAUGUUUCACCAAAGGAAUUAAAUUAGCCAGGUUGUUUAGUGCCUGUUUUAGCUGUUCAAAGAGUAACAUGUUUGUUUCAUCGUCCUUUAGAACCGUUUAGCAAUUUCUAAGUGGGCUGUCAUACACAUUUUACUCAACUGGAGCUACUGGGAAAGGCAUCAUUUAUGAUGAAAUUGCUGUCCAUCUAUCAGACAUCUACUCUCUCUGCACAUGACCUUUGGAGCUCUUUUGGAGUGAUUGUUGGGUUAUUUCUUAUAUCCCUGACCAAGACCCUUCUUGCCUGUUAAAAAUUUGAACUAGAAGUAGCUUGGAAUAACCUUUGAGACCACUGUGGUUCUGGAAACACUCAAACCCUAGACAUUGUUUUGCUUUAAUCUGUACUUUAACACAAUUUGAUUGCAGAGAUCCACGGACAGUUUAUUGGACUUCAUGGUCUGACACAUCUCAAGAAUAAUUAAAACAAACAGAAUGCACCUGACCACAAAAGUGCCUUAAAAUUGGUCUGAAUAAUUCUUCGAAUUAGAGAUUUAAGAUUAGACAUUUUGACUUUGUAGUAAUUUUCCAAAACCUCUAAAACAUGUAUUUACCUUGUCAUUAUGUGUGAUUAAAUGUAGCUUGAUGGGUAUAAAUAUAAAUUGCAAUUAUAUUUAUUAUGAAUCAAACACAAUAAAGUGUGCAAAAACUUAAA
Messenger RNA from Trichomycterus rosablanca, 3461 nucleotides. It is a transcript of the gene fdxr, whose product is annotated as ferredoxin reductase. Lineage: Eukaryota; Metazoa; Chordata; Actinopteri; Siluriformes; Trichomycteridae. Gene Ontology annotation, biological process: ubiquinone biosynthetic process. The transcript has 12 exons. The record is from RefSeq and is a predicted model, not a curated record. Gene Ontology annotation, cellular component: mitochondrion. Bases 98 to 1561 code for a protein of 487 amino acids.